GACAUUACGAGCCAGUGGUGUCAGGAGGCGUGUCCCAGCAGCCUAAUAAAGGUGCCAGCUCGGCCAAAUCCGGUCUACUCACAUUGCAGGACUGCAGGCGCUUCGUGAUCGAGCACUAGACCAAACCCGACAAAAUGGUGAAAGUUGGAGUUAAUGGAUUUGGUCGUAUUGGCCGCCUGGUAACCCGUGCUGCUUUUCAGUCUGGAAAGGUAGAGAUUGUGGCCAUCAAUGACCCCUUCAUUGACCUGGACUACAUGGUGUACAUGUUCAAAUAUGACUCUACGCAUGGGAACUUCAAAGGGGAGGUGAAAGCUGAGGGUGGCAAGCUCUACAUCUCUGGAAAGGCGAUCACUGUGUUCCAUGAGCGCGACCCUGCAAACAUUAAGUGGGGUGAGGCCGGGGCAGAAUACGUUGUGGAGUCCACAGGAGUCUUUACCACCACAGAGAAGGCCUCUGCUCACCUGAAGGGAGGUGCCAAGAGGGUCAUUAUCUCGGCCCCCAGUGCUGAUGCCCCCAUGUUUGUGAUGGGUGUCAACCAUGAGAAGUAUGACAACUCCCUCAAGGUCGUCAGCAAUGCCUCCUGCACAACAAACUGCCUGGCCCCGCUAGCCAAGGUCAUCAAUGACACCUUCACAAUCGUUGAAGGGCUCAUGAGCACAGUGCACGCCAUCACAGCCACUCAGAAGACUGUGGAUGGCCCCUCUGGCAAGCUGUGGAGAGAUGGCCGUGGUGCUGGCCAGAACAUCAUCCCAGCAUCUACUGGGGCUGCCAAAGCUGUGGGCAAGGUCAUCCCUGAGCUGAAUGGGAAGCUGACUGGGAUGGCGUUCCGUGUGCCUACCCCCAACGUGUCAGUGGUUGACCUUACAGUCCGUCUAGAGAAGCCGGCCAAAUAUGAUGACAUCAAGAAGGCUGUUAAGGCUGCCUCUGAGGGACCCAUGAAGGGCAUUCUGGGAUACACAGAGGAUCAGGUGGUGUCCACAGACUUCAAUGGGGACAGCCGUUCCUCAAUCUUUGAUGCUGGUGCUGGUAUUGCGCUCAAUGACCACUUUGUCAAGCUGGUCUCAUGGUAUGAUAAUGAGUUUGGCUACAGCAACCGUGUCAUUGACCUCAUGGCUCACAUGGCUUCCAAGGAGUAGAACCUUAUUGGUCACAUGGCCUUUCCCUCCAUCUGGAUGACUUGCAAUGUGGUCAGCAGAAACGAAGACCAAAUACUUUUUGUACCAAUGCUGUCCCUACAGUGUGAGGCUAACCUGAACAGUGACAGUUUGUCUGCUGUAUUUAAUCCUGCAGAAUAAAAUUGUUUAAAUUCCCUCA
Paramormyrops kingsleyae is the source of this 1314-nucleotide messenger RNA. It is a transcript of the gene gapdh, whose product is annotated as glyceraldehyde-3-phosphate dehydrogenase. Gene Ontology annotation, biological process: glucose metabolic process; glycolytic process. Gene Ontology annotation, molecular function: NAD binding; glyceraldehyde-3-phosphate dehydrogenase (NAD+) (phosphorylating) activity; NADP binding. The record is from RefSeq and is a predicted model, not a curated record. Gene Ontology annotation, cellular component: cytosol. Lineage: Eukaryota; Metazoa; Chordata; Actinopteri; Osteoglossiformes; Mormyridae.